This is a messenger RNA of Sphaerodactylus townsendi, 2130 nucleotides long. Its product is annotated as synaptonemal complex central element protein 1-like. Gene Ontology annotation, cellular component: synaptonemal complex. The record is from RefSeq and is a predicted model, not a curated record. The coding region runs from base 366 to 1145 and encodes 259 amino acids. Lineage: Eukaryota; Metazoa; Chordata; Lepidosauria; Squamata; Sphaerodactylidae. The transcript has a single exon. Gene Ontology annotation, biological process: synaptonemal complex assembly.
CCAAGCCGAGCGUUUUGCACCUGUAACGUAAGGCGUCUUCGCUGAUUGGCCUCGAGAAACCGUCGCCCUGCAGAUCGGCGCUCAAGAUGAUUGGAGGCGCAGCCCACGGCCUCUUUCUAUGACGUUUCUCAAUCGGCUCGGCAUCACUGGCAACAAUUGAUUGAGUUAAGAAUACCCCUCCCCCGCGUUUAGGAAAACGAGUUCAUUUGUAUCGAAGCUUUACAAAAUUCAAUAUGUAGCGAAACCGUCGCCAUACUGGGAGUGGUGCUGAAGCUUGCCCUCGAAAGUAGAACUAACUAAAAAUACAGUUUGAAAUGGGGGCCGUUGGCUGAGGAUGUGCCGGAUUUACAUUCCCUCUCAAAGCCAUGGAGGGAGAUUCCUGGGACUUUGCAUCAAAGAUGGAGGAGAUCAUAUCACUUGUGAAACAAAUGCAGAAUGCAGGAAAUCUGGAUUCAAGAAUUGAAAAUCUAGUAACAAGGAUUAAUGAAUUGCAGCAAGCCAAGAACAUAAUGAAUGAGGAGCUCUGUGAGGCAAAUGAACAUAAUGCAGAACUUCAGAAGGAGCUGGAAAAAUUGAAUGAAGAGGAGUUGAGGCUUGAGGAAAUAUUGAACAAGAAGAAAGCAAUUCGACAGAAUAUGGAAAGGCACUCUGAAGAGAGAGAAGCAGAGAUGAAGAGACAACAGGAAAUGAACCUGGAAAGUAAAGAGAGAAUUGACGAUCUAGAGGCCAAGAUUCAGGAGGAGAAACUGAAGCAAAGGAAGCAGAGAAUGCAAUUUGAGCAGCGACUUGAAGAGUUAAUGGAGAAGCACAAGAGCCUCUGGGAGUGUCAUGUUAGAAAGAAGCCAGUGACUGAAGAAGACAAAGAGCUUUUGCUUGCUGAAGAAAAACAGAUCCAAGAGAAAGUAGCUUAUCUUCAGGAUGAAUUAGAUUUGCUGAAGUGCUCUCCCUUCAGUGAAGAGAUAAAAUUUCUCAAGAGUCCUGAGGCAGCUUGUUCCAUGGAACUGUUUCAAGAGGAAAAUAAGAAAGCAAAAGAGUAUUUGGAAGCAAGCUCCAAGAAGAAUUCUGACUUGCAGGAGAGAUGUAGGAGACUAAAAGCAGAGUUGGAAAACUUAGGGGUGCAGGUUGGAGGCCCCAAGGACGACUAAUUGGUUUCUGGGCACCAUAGAGUAGGUUAAUGGGAUCAGGAGGCAGACUGGACAUUCACUGAAUGCUGGCCCAAGUAUAGGACAUCUAUAAUAUUGGCUGAUAAGAGAAAACAUUGUUUUUGACGUUCAGAUAAAUCUUCAUCUGUGGGGAAUACUGGGCUUCUUGCUCCAUUUUCAGCUUUGACCAUUGUUAUUGAGAGGAAUUUAUUAAUCUGUUAAUAAAGAAGUUCUACUGACUCUCUCAAAAAAAAGAAAAGAAAGUAAAACUAACAAGAAUUCGGGUUUCUCUUCUGUUUGGUUACAAAGUCCAAUGGCCCUGGUCCUGGUUGUUAGCCUGCUGUGCAAGGCUUCUGGGACAUUAAGGACUACACAAUUUAUUGCAGCUUAAGUUUCUGUAGACUGAAGUGCUCUUUGUUACAUGCUUUUGGUAAAAUCUCAGAUAGCAUAUCCAUACCUGAACAAACCUUGCCACAUGAAUGUCAUGUAAAAUAAAGUCCACCUUAAGAUUAACAAAAUUUAUUUCAAUAUGAGUUUCCACAAGUCACAGCUCAUUCUUCAGACAUGUGAAGGGAAAAUUGUACUGGGAAAUAUGAGGAAGGCUGGUGGAAAGGAGCCAAGGCUUGGUGUGAAUUACACCAUAAAUCUUCCAGGUGUAAAUGCUUGGUGUAAGGGAAAAAGAAGGAGCUGAUGUAUCUGAGAAAGUGUGGUGUUACUGAUAAAUGUUAGUGUUAUGAUGCCAUUGGACUUUUAUUCUGUUAGUGCACAUCUAUCUCUUUGCAAUUAAAUCCUAGGAACUGCAAAAGGUGUAGUCAGUGACUUGGCUACACAAAACUGAAACGUAUAAGAUUAUGCUGCUUGCGUUUAAUGGGUUUUUAAGCUCCAUCUAGAUUUUUCGAUAUUUUCUAAAUGUAUAUACAUUCAAAAUUAAAAUAAAGAAAUCAAACAAUCACCACCAACAUGUUUAUAACCACAUUUCCACUUCAUA